AUGGCUUGUCUUUUGCGUAAUCUGAUCAUCAUUAAGAUGAUCUUGCUAUCUUUAGCCGUUCAUUUAGAUGCCACUAAGGAUGAUUCCAUCACCAUCAAUAUUAGUAAUGGUCCUAUCCAAGGCAAAAAACAAGUAAUUUUGGAUAAAACAAUCUAUAGCUUUAAAGGGAUUCCCUUUGCACAACCUCCGAUCGGUUCGCUACGCUAUCAACGACCUGUCCCUUAUGAAUCGAAAUGGGAAAAACCUCUUCCAUGUUUUCAGUAUAAAUCAACCUGCUCUCAGUAUCGAUCUCCAACGUCGUUUUUCGAUCGAAGUAAUCCAAACGGUCCUGAAAUGAAAAUAAGUGAAGAUUGUCUUUACCUAGAUGUUUUUACGCCUACAACAAAAAGUUCAGAUCAACUACCGGUCAUCGUAUGGGUUCAUGGUGGUAGUUUGUUGCAUGGAGAUGGAUCAUGGUGGCAUGGACAAACAUUAUCCAGCUAUGAGAAUGUGAUUGUGGUCUUGAUCAACUAUCGGUUAGGUUCUUUUGGAUUUCUAGCCGCACGAAAUGCUGCUCAUAAAGUCUUAAUUGAGCCUAACGUAGGAUUUUAUGAUCAAGCUCUAGCCUUGAAAUGGGUCCUAGCCAAUAUUGCCUCCUUUGGUGGCAACCCCAAUAAUGUUUUGCUAAGUGGGCAUUCUGCGGGAUCCAUUUCAAUAUCCUAUCAUUUAACUUCUCCUGUCAGUCGUGGUUUAUUCCAUAGUGUGGCUAUGUUUAGUGGUACCAAUAUGAUGAUGAAUGCAUAUUAUACCAAAUGGGAACAGUUAGAUGGGGCAUUUACUAAAUUUCUUUCAAAGACAUCAUGCAAUAAUACCAAAAAUUCGGUUGAGGAAUCCGUAGAAUGCUUACGAAAGCUUAGUGAAGAUGAAUUACAAACAGCACAACUGGAAAUAAGAAAUCUGGAUCCGUAUCUAUUUCGACCAGCAGUGGAUAAACAAUUUAUACCUGAUGAUCCUAAAGUCCUUCUCUAUAAAGGUUUAAUCAAUCCAAUGGAAAAGGUACUUAUAAGUACGGUGCAAAAUGAUGGUGCUGUCAUGACAUCCUCGCUCCCUGGCUAUAAUGCCGGUUUUUCUAGGGAAUCUUUCGUUCAAAUUACAAAAUUACCCUUUAUACCUGACUCUCUUCAUUCUCUCAUCGUUCAUGAAUAUACAAAUUAUACAGAUAUUAAUAAUCCCAUUGGAAAUCGUUGUCAAUUGGAUCGACUUGCAACUCAUGCACUUUUUCAAGUCCCAGCUGCCUAUCUUGCUGGUCAAUUAGCAACCCACAACUAUUCGCCAUAUAUGAUGCUAUUUGAUCAAUUUACAGUGGGUUCAGCCUAUUUUCCACCUGCCGCAGGAAUUAUCCAUCAAAUGGAAGUACCCUAUAUAUUUGGCUAUCCAUUGCAUCAUCCAGCUUAUAUUAAAGAUACGUAUACCAAAGAUGAUGUAGAAGUGAGUAAGCAUAUGAUGGGAAUCAUGGGUGGAUUAGCCAGAAGAGAGAAACCAAUGGAUAUAGAUGAUUGGCGUCCUUAUGCUCAAGGUGAUGAAAGAUAUCUCCUAGUUAGAAAAGAUUUACAAGUAGAAGGGAAUUUUAUACCAGCUGCAAGGAACUUUUGGAAUAAGCUUUUACCUUCGCUGGUUUGUCGUACAACUUUCAAGGACGAUCUAGCUGCAAUCAGCAUAUCGAAGUUACUAGUGCCCCCAAUUCAAAUUCGCGUUUCUAAUUAA
Molecule: messenger RNA, 1743 nt
Organism: Trichoplax adhaerens
Lineage: Eukaryota; Metazoa; Placozoa; Uniplacotomia; Trichoplacea; Trichoplacidae
Exons: 3
Coding region: 1-1743 (580 amino acids)
Biological process (GO): choline metabolic process; acetylcholine catabolic process
Cellular component (GO): plasma membrane
Molecular function (GO): acetylcholinesterase activity
Source: RefSeq, a predicted model, not a curated record